UCCGUCUCCUCUGAAAACGGUUUCCGGCUCCUCACAGAGUAGUAGCUCCUCUGAAAGCUCGGUCAGGGUGACCAACCAAGAACACACACACACAUGUCCAUGGAGCUCAAGUCCUCCUCCUCCACCUCCACCUCAACAACAAGAGGAGCAAGCAAGCAAGCGACCACCACUUGUCUCUGUUUUCUUCACCCACCAAGACCAGUAAACACAGAGCAACCACCAAGCCUGUUUCCUGGAGCGUCUACUCUUUCACGAGACGGUUUCACCACACUUGUCUGAACGUGAAAGAGACCCUCCGAGUUCGUCAGACCGUCCUCCUUUCCCCAUGGCCACCACCCUCGCCAUGAGCAGCAGCAGCAGCAACGGGCACGGACGCCGCCACGAGGCCUCCACCACCUCGUCUUCGUCGUCGUCCUCCACGGCCUCGGCUCAGAAACGAAGGGGGGAGUCGCAGCAGCAGGCCGCCGUCGUCCCGGCGACGCCGGGUCCGGCGCUGCAGUUCCUCGCGAGCCCCGCGCACCACCACAACCACCCCCAGACCCAGCUCGUCGCCCCGAGGAGGUCGGUGCCGUCCAAGUGGGAGGACGCGGAGAAGUGGCUGCGGCAGUCGUCGUCGUCCUCGGGUUCCGACCACCACCUCCACGGCAACGCGAGGGCCGCCUUCUCCAGGCAGCGGAGCGGCGGGCUCGGACACCGAGGCGGCGCCGGAGGCGGGGGUGGGGACGAGAAGAGCGCGGCGGUGGCGGUGAGGAGGUCGGUGGACGCGCUCCGGGACGCCCACUCGCUCGCGCUGUACGCGGCGCCGGCAGCGGAGACAUCUUAUUGGCGUUCCAUCCAACUCGACGCUGAGCUUUGCAAGACAUGGCUGGUUGCAGACAAGUUCACCGACAAUGAGGAGCCGUCCAAGGAGAGCUUCGUGUUCCGGAGCUCGUGCUGCGAGGCUGCUGAACCGGCGAAGGGCGCCGACGACGACGACGACGGUCGCUGCCAGCGGAGGAGGGACGUCGGCACGGAGACGACGCCGCUGGGCAGCUCGUGUCACACGCCGCUCAAGAGCGCGUCCCCGGCGCGGCACAACACGCCGGCGAGCCGGUCGUCGGGCCCGCUGGUGCCGUACGCCGGCGGCGGCGGCGGGACGGACAUCUCGGAGCUGGCGGGAUUCCGCCUCGCCAAGCUGGACCUGGGCGCGCGGUUCGGCGCCCACGCCACGCUCGUCGGCUGGAGCUCCAAGGAGGAGGAAGAGGACGACGAGGACGUGUCCAAGAGCCUCAGGCACUUCGAGGCCACCGUCGGCGGGAUAGCCUGCGAUAGACGCGGCGGCGACUGCCGUUGGGAUGACGACGACAGGGCCAAGAGCUGUAUCAGGUAUCAGAGGGAAGAGGCGAAGAUCCAGGCCUGGGUUAACCUGGAGAGCGCCAAGGCUGAAGCGCAGUCAAGAAAGCUGGAGGUAAAAUUAAACCAGGUGAAGAUCCAGAAGAUGCGGUGCAACCUAGAGGAGAAGCUGAUGCGGCGGAUGACGACGGUGCAGCGGCGCGCGGGGGAGUGGCGCGCCACGGCGCGGGCGCAGCACCUCCAGCAGCUGCGGCGCGCGGCCGCCCACGGCGACGGCGACGGACGGCGGCUCAGGGCCACGGCCACGUCCACGGCCCACCACCACCGCCACCUGCCGGGCAGCAGCGAGGCGCCCUCCUGCGCCUGCUUCCCCUGCAGCACCAGCACCAGCGGCGGCGGUAACAACGUCGUCAGCGGCGGCCUCCUCAGCUACUACUAGCUAGCUUGCUUGCUGGUGUCGUUGUUGUUGUUUUCUUUGAGGUCUGCGAACGGAGAGAUUGGUCGGCACGGCAGUGCAGCUGUGCCGCGCACUUGAGAAUCAGUGUUCUAACCCAAGCUCCAGACCUGAUCUAACUAUUAUGCAAUUCGUAUUUAAAAAAAGAGAGUCAUGGAUCAUCAUCUAA
Zea mays is the source of this 1955-nucleotide messenger RNA. RefSeq lists its product as uncharacterized. The transcript has 3 exons. The record is from RefSeq and is a predicted model, not a curated record. Lineage: Eukaryota; Viridiplantae; Streptophyta; Magnoliopsida; Poales; Poaceae. Bases 326 to 1771 code for a protein of 481 amino acids.